Messenger RNA from Colletotrichum costaricense, 1470 nucleotides. RefSeq lists its product as uncharacterized. The record is from RefSeq and is a predicted model, not a curated record. Bases 1 to 1470 code for a protein of 489 amino acids. Gene Ontology annotation, molecular function: protein binding. The transcript has 2 exons. Lineage: Eukaryota; Fungi; Ascomycota; Sordariomycetes; Glomerellales; Glomerellaceae.
AUGGCAGACGCAGCUAAACCCAAGAGGCGCCUUCCCUUCAAGCCCACCGCUUUGCGACAAAAGUCCGACCCGAAGCCCGCGACGCAGAAGAACGACAACGAAGAAGAAGAAGACGACGACGACGAUGGACUCAGUCUGUUCAAGCGCUCCGCCGAGUUCUUCCCCGUCGCAGUCGCCGAACAGGAGCGGCGUAUGAAACGGAAGCAGGCGGAACGAGAGAAGAGCACACAAGCGCGAUCGCCAGAGCGCGAGACGGAGCCUGCGCCGAGAGCGAGCGAGGAGCCUGGCAAGACCGACGUUGAAGGGGAAACAAGGGAACCCGGCACGCCGCCAUCCAAACGCUCGCGAACCAGCGACGAAUCCCCGCAAUCGAGAACAAAGCAGUCGCCUUACAAACGCCGCGAAGGCACAGAAACACCUUCGAAGCGCUUGACCCGCGCCGCCGCCUCGCGGACGCCUCGGAAGCAGGAGGUGAUACCCCACAAGCCCGUCAUCGCGAUCGAAGAUAGCGACGAAGACCUCGACGACGUCGACGAUGUGGCCAGCGACGAUAUCUACGAAGCGUCGCCCGUCCGCAAGACGCACCGCCGGAGACAGACUUCGGAGCCCGAGGUGUCGCCUCUCAUGAUUGACUCGGACGACCCCUUUGUAGAAGGAAUGGACGAAGACAAAAAGUCAUCUGUCGCAGGAGCGGCAGCGGCACCGGAAGGAGAGGAAGAUGAUGAAUUUGAGGAAUACGUCCGACGCGCCAUGGAGCGUAAAAAGGCUCUCGAGCAGGACGAGAACCAGCUCGUCAACGUUUUCGUCACCUCUGAUAUACCAGGCACCAGGGAUCGGCAAUUCCGCUUCACGCUUGCCAAGCCGCUCAAGGUGAUUCGUAUGAAGUGGAUUGAAGUCCAGCUGGAACGUAUUGAGAUUCCUCGCUCGGAAGUGGACAGUGUAUUCCUCACAUGGCGCGGUCAUGAGCUGUAUGACACCACGACACUGCACAGUCUCGACCUGGAGGCUACGUUCCGCAAGAACGGUGGCGGCGGCGGUGGUGGCGACGGUGUAGCAGAUUUGUCCGAGGGCUUCAAAGACGACGACUGGACAAACGUGCAUCUGCAGGUGUGGACGCGCGAGUUGUGGGAAGAGCACGAGAAGCAAGAGGCGCGGAGGAGGAGACACGACCUCGGAGACUACUCUGACGACGAAGGUGGCGAGCAGGGCGAUGGCCCGGAUGCCAUCGAGCCAGAGGUGGAGCAGAAGAUCAAGGUUCUCCUCAAGACCAAGACGGACGAGCCGCUCAAGACUUCGGUGAGGCCGUCGACCACCAUCGGAACGCUCAUGGAGUUGUUCCGGAAAAUGCGUGGGUUGGCUGAGGACGCGCCCAUCACGCUCAUGUUUGACGGUGACGAGCUCGGAGAGGAGACGACUGUCGAGGAGGCUGACAUCGGCGACAUGGAAACGAUUGAGGUCUACAUAAGAUGA